Anarrhichthys ocellatus (wolf-eel) is the source of this 6740-nucleotide messenger RNA. RefSeq names its product zinc finger protein 106a (gene znf106a). Gene Ontology annotation, cellular component: cytosol; membrane. Lineage: Eukaryota; Metazoa; Chordata; Actinopteri; Perciformes; Anarhichadidae. Gene Ontology annotation, molecular function: RNA binding; zinc ion binding; SH3 domain binding. Gene Ontology annotation, biological process: insulin receptor signaling pathway. The transcript is spliced from 22 exons. The record is from RefSeq and is a predicted model, not a curated record. Bases 111 to 5339 code for a protein of 1742 amino acids.
AAGAAGAAGAGGAUGUUAUUGUUAGUUUCAGCGGUGGAUGAGAACAUGCAGUAGCCCCUUACACAUUUGGAUGUUAUAAAGUAAUGAGCUGAUUUAUCCUGUGUUCCAAGAUGGCGAAAAACAGAGAGUGCAUCCUCUGUGAAACAGUCCACUCCUCCAAGCAGGAGAUGGAUGAGCACAUGAGAAGUAUGCUGCACCACCGCGAGCUGGAGAAGCUCAAAGGCCGGGACUGCGGACACGAGUGCAGAGUGUGCAAGGUAACCGUGGCGAGCCUGACUGAUUAUGCCAGCCACAUCUCCAGCCCCACGCACAAGCAGAAUGCGGAGGCCGCAGAGCGAAAGCACGCUGGGAACGACCGCGACGAGGUCUACUUCGACCAGGCUUUGGUGGCGCUGAUCGAGAAGAGAAAAGAACAGAUCAGAAAAGAAAAGGACGCUGCUGCUGCAAAACUGGCAAAAGAAGAAGACGAUCGAAGGAGAAAGGAGGAGUUUCAGCAGAGGUUAAAAGAAACUAAGGAGCGUUACCGGCUGGAUUGUGCCUGGAAGCAGCAAUCACAGGGGUUCAGUGGAUCCAGUCACCACAGAACCUGGUAUGGGGGCAACCAAUAUAAUGCCUACGCAGGGGAGGGACAACCCUGGCAGCACGGCACACAGGGAAAGAGCGCCACCUGGCAUGCUCGGGAGCCUCCCAACUUUCAAAGAUGGGCAUCUGGAGAGUUUGCUGGUGGAAGCUUGCAUUGCCAGGAAGGGUUUGGCAACAAGCAGUGGGAUCAGGGUUCGUUUUUUGGCAAUCAACGAAGUCGACUGCCUUGGCUCAGCAACGGAGGCAGCAGUAACGGGGUCUAUGGUCGAAACAAUAUUUCCCAGAACCCACCAAGGAGCCGGCCCCUGAGCUUUCUCGCGCCGUGUCCUACGUACCCAUCUCCACCCAAUUCUUUAGCCCGGGGUAGCCAGUUUCAAAAUACAGGCAAUGAGCAGAGAGGUCCGCAGGGUGAUGGGUUUCAGAACGGUCAGGGGCAAACAGCAGAACCCGACCACAACAACAGUAAGAGCUCUAAGACCAUUGGUAGCAAUCCAAAGCUGGACAAAGCCUGCCGCUGGUCACCCUAUCCAGUCACAAAGGGUUUUGAAUCUGCACCACAUAAGGACACCAAUCCAAAUCCAUCAGAGCAGUACGCCAAAGUCCCCAAACCCCAGACACAAGACAAGGCCCGUGAAACCAGUGCCUUUAACAGACAAUCCCGACCUGAGCAGAAACCGGGGCAGUUGACCUCAAGUGGACAAAGUGUGGGAGAGAAAGGAAAGCAGAAAACGAACCCCCAAACCAAAUCCAGAGAUAGUAGUUCCAGCAGCAGUAGAAGCAGCAGUAGUGCUCAGAGAGAUGGCCCCCAGAGCGCCACAUCUGUUCCUUCCAAUCAGAAGGCAAAAAAGCCAUUGCCGCAAAAAGAUAAGAAGAUGUCCUCCCUUCCUGGUCUCAACAGUGGAGCACAACUCAGCAAGGCCUCCAGUCAAGCGCUCGCACAAUCACAAACCGUCAAGCAGAGCGGACUCAGUUCUCAGACUCCACCCAUUGGGCCCCUUCAGUCCAGGCAAGAACGGCAGCUCCCAGAAACCCUCAAGAAAGCCCGACAGAUUGUGUUAGAAAAUAGGAGCUCCUUGGAAAGCUCCAGAAACUACAGGAUGGAAGUGACACUCCACAUUGAGGAGGAGCAGCAGAGAGAUCGCGUACAGAGUCAGAUAGGAGUGAACAAAGAAAACAGGCAGAAAGCAGCUAAACCAAAUCUGCCGGACCCCGUCAGGCUAGAGAAGCCUGCAUUGCAAUCUUCAGACAGCAGCCGGUUCCUCCAAUCAUUGCAAGUUAGCACCUCUACCACGGAGAGCUCAGAGCCCGCAACCUCGAGCCAGGACGACGAGGAGAACAGGAGAGAGAGAGCGGAGAAGGAAACACGCCCUGUGGCCCCAGACGAAGCCAUGCAGGCCGCUGACGCCGGGCAGAGCUCAGAGAGUGACACCUCCAGGAGUGGCGAGGCUCAGACGGAGUCGGGUUCAAACACGUCAGGUCCGUCCAAACUCGACCUGCCUCCCGUCUUGAAACAUGACCUGACCAAACACAUCAGCUCCAAGAGCAAAACCGGUGGCCACGAGCCCAACCUGAACAUUGCCAGACGGGUGAGAAACCUGAGCGAGUCGCGGAGAAGUGACACGGAGAAGGACUCGGGGCUCAAACCAACUGUACGGCAGCUCCUCAGCUCCUCUGGGUCUCGACGCAAUGUGAACUGGGACCAGGUGUAUCAGGAGGUCAGGAAGAAGCAAGACAAAGGGAAAGGCAUGCCAAGGUUUGGCAUAGAGAUGGUGUCGAUCGACCAGGAGGACCAGAGCCAGGAGGAAGAAGGCAUUCCCCUGCUGGAGGGUUUCCAGUGGGAGUCGUUGGUGGACAUCCCCACCACCCGAAGACGCUCCUUAUCAGAGAGCAGCGUCGCCCCGGCCUCCACUCACUCCCUGUUUACAUCCCUCGUGUCAAAGGAGACGGAACAAAGAGAAGCCCUCAGCUCAGAGGAGCAGGGAUCCUCCGUUUCUCCCAAUCCCAUAUUCGCUCAAGGGAACAAAGACCAUCAGCAAGAGGUGGAGCAGAUGCUUGACCAGUUAGAGGCUAAAGAGGCACCGAAGCAGCCAGACAAGCUAACGUCUGCGACGGUGAAGGCCCUCCAGCGGUCUGAUUCAGUGCUCGGGGACAGCAGUUCGGGGACGGAGCUGUACGACGGCCAGGGAACAGGAAAGAGGCGGAGAGCAGCUCGGGACGUCCUAAGUGCGGAGACGUCUUGCUUGGAACACAACAACAAAAGAAGGAAAGUCAAAUCCAAAAAAGAGCGUUUACAGAUCGACCGGCUGCUGGCCGUGUCUCUGCGGGAGGAGGAGCUGAGUCGCUCCCUGCAGACUGUGGACGGCAGUCUGAUCCAGGCCCGGGCCGCACUGGAUGCCGCCUACAUGGAGGUGCAGCGCCUCAUGGUGGUUAAACAGCAGGUGACUGGAGAGAUGAGCACACUGAGAAACAAGCGCAUUGAGUUACUUAGAGGGAUGCAAGGUAAUUUGGAGGAAGCCCCUCAUGUCAAACUGAAAGAAGAAAAGAUGGAUUCAGUAGACGCUGAGCCCCGUGUGCCGUCCUCCAUGCUGCCUCCCUCUGUCGCGGCUGCUGCCCCCAGUCCAGGUCCUCCCGCCUCCCCGCCCUCCUCCAGCCUUCCCUUCGUGCCUGUAGUUAUCAAGCAGGAGCCUCAGUCUCCUGUCUAUGUCAGCUCAGAGUCGGACCCAGUGGACAAUAUAACCCACUGUACUCACAGCACCACUCCAGAGCUGCAUGCCGCUCCUGCUGCAGCCUCUUCACCAGAUCCGGCCCUUAAUUCUCAGCCAUCUCCUGAAACAAAACAGUCCCCAGACCAUAGUUGGGAGAACUUCAACGACCCUGCAGACUGCAAAGAGAGCUUAUCGGGUCUGGUUGAGACAAUGGAAAAGGCCAAACAGGCAUCGAGGAACUGUCUCGCCCCAUUGCCCGACUCCAAAAUCCCAGCCAGCAGGAGGAGCUCUGAGGCGGGGAGCGGUGUUGACUGUGCAGCCACACAUUCCUUCGAGCCCCCCCCUGACUUCAAUCUGCCCGCCUCUCCGUCCGAACUGAGGAGCGGAAAGCGUGUAAGGAAGCUGAAGAAGAGGAAGGUGCUGAAGAAGGCCCAAGGGACGGAGCAGCCCGAGAGCAGCGACACGGAGAUAGAUGGCGACGCCUUGAGGCAGCGGUGGCUUCGACCGCGCAGGAGACCAAGUGGGAGCUCUGUGGUCAGCACCUCCACGCCGCCCUCGGAAGACAGAGAGGGUGACGUGAACAUGGAGUUGGGCGAGGAGGCCUCCAGGCGGCUGUUUCCGACCAUCCAACUUGAGAAAGAAGACCUCAAGUCCCCCGAACACAUGGUGGAGCUUCCCCAGGCGGCCCCCGCCGAAUGUAUGGUGAACUUGGAUUCAGAAGAAAGCAUGGAGGUCACCCCAGCCUGUCAGCAGCCCCACGUGGACGUCCCGGUUCCAGCUUCCCCUCCGCUUCAGGUCCCGGACUCAUCCAGAGCAGAGACGCAGAGCCUGGCCUGCAACGAGGUCACCUCCACCAGUGACAUGGACGUGUGUCGAUCCGAGAGCGACCUGCCGUUUCCCACCACGUCGCCCAAGAUAGCGAAGAUCUCAUCGGAUGCCUCCUCUGACCACGGUGAGGAGGAUUUGCCCACUGAGGGUGUGUUCGAGGGCCACCAGGAGGCGGUGACCGCCAUGCAGAUCUACAACGGGGUGUUGUACACGUGCUCAGGAGACCGCACCGUCAAAGCCUUCGACCUGGUGAGUCAUAAAUGUGUCGGCGUGUUUGAGGGUCACAGCUCCAAAGUGAGCUGCCUGGUGGUGUCCGCGGCUCCCAGUCUGCAUCAACGCCUUUAUUCUGGUUCCAGUGACCAGAGCAUCUGCUGCUACAAUCUCAAGACACGAGAACUCGAGCAGCAGUUCUCUCUGUCGGACCGAGUCCUCUGCCUCCACAGUCGAUGGAAGAUGCUGUACGCUGGUCUGGCGAACGGCACGGUGGUGACCUUUAACCUCAAGACAAACAAGCAGAUGGACGUGUUCGACUGCCACGGGCCGCGAGCCGCGAGCUGUCUGGCCUCGUCGCAGGAGGGAGCCUGCCGGAUCCUGCUGGUCGGCUCCUUCGACAGCACCAUCAGCGUGAGGGACGCCAAGAGCGGCCUGCUGCUGCGCACGCUGGAGGGCCACACCAAGCCCGUGCUCUGCAUGAAGGUGGUCAACGACCUGGUAUUUAGCGGCUCCAGUGAUCAAUGUGUCUACGCACACAACAUCCAUACGGGGAAGCUGGUGCGGGUCUACAAGGGCCACAGUCAUGCUGUUACAGUCGUAUCCGUCCUGGGAAAGGUGAUGGUGACCGCUUGUCUGGACAAACUGGUGCGCGUCUACGAUCUCCAGUCUCACAACCAGCUGCAGAUCUAUGGUGGACACAAGGACAUGGUGAUGUGUAUGGCCAUCCACAAGAACAUGAUCUACACCGGUUGUUAUGACGGCAGCGUGCAGGCCGUCAAGCUGAACCUGAUGCAGAACUACCGCUGCUGGUGGCACGGCUGUUCGCUGGUGUUCGGGCUGAUGGAGCAUCUGCAGCAGCACCUGGUCAACGACCACACCGGCGCCAACUCCCAGGUGCACAAAUGUCGCUGGAAAAAGUGUGACGAGUUUAUCUGCGCACGCAACAGCCUCAAGCAGGGGAUGCUGGUGCACAUGCAGAAACAUGCUGAGGAGACUGAACUGGAGGCUUAAGGGUUAGGGUUUCUCCUCCUCUGCUAUCUUUAACCUCCCAUAUUGGGGGGGGGGAUGUUUUUGGGACCCACUUGACUUCGCAGCGCUCCUGUUUGAGCCCGACGAGUGGCGUCCGACGACUCCAUCCUUUAUGUUCGACGUUGGAAUCCAACCAUAAUACAAUGAUGACAGGAGGCUUGGUUGUGCUGCUGUUUGUUUUUUUACGUUCUACAAAAACAGGCCUUCCUCUCUCUCUCUGUCUGACCAUUGCAGUUCCUCUUUUCACCGACCAAAGUAAGACAAAGGAACACGUGACUUUUUGAUUAUUGAAGAAACUUCAGCGUUGCCGGUAUCUGAGGGAUUUGUUCUGCUUUUCUGUAGAAACUGCAACAGAAAGCCAUAACCGUCCUCCAGGCUGGUUACACUAUGGCAUGGGCUCCCAGAUGUUUUUAUUGUUGUAGUGCAGUUGUGAUGUGUCAUGUGGAGCAACCUAUUAAGUUAUUAUUCACUCAAAUUAACCUUCUGUUAAUGACAAUGAGUACAUUUAAGUUUUCCCAGAUGGUGUUAGAGUUCAGUGUGAUUGUUUGUGUUGAAGGAGUUUCAUUGAUGCGACACAAAUUCAUUUAUUUCUGGUUUUUAUUUUGUUCUCAGAAAACAAAUUUUAACAAACUUUUUCUUUUUGUUGCUCAGUGAUAUUAAGGCGUUGAGGGACUUGGCCUGAAGAUGCCUUUUAGAGAAUUGACAUUUGCAGUGAUAACAGAGGCGUGGUGAUUGUGUGUGUGUGUGUGUGUGUGUGUGUGUGUGUGUGUGUGUGUGCGUGCGUGCGUGGGUGUAUUCGUCCUAAAUAUCGACAGUGGUUUAAUCCUGUUUGGCGAACCCUGUUUUUCACGAGUGAGUGUGACGCACUGUUUUUAUUCCUUCUCGGAGAUGUUUUUUUGGGGCAGUUUAUUUUAUAAUUGGAGCAUCGAGCAGAAGGAAGCAGAGCUGUAUUUUCCACAGUGAAGAUAGUUUUCUAAUGAAGUGUGGAGGUGAAGGAUGUUUCGCGGAGGUGUAGAUGGGAGGAGCUUGAAGGGAAGAAUUAGGAUUCAUCUCCCAUGCCAUACUUCACCCCCUAAAAACAGACAAGUUGGUAACACAAAGCCACAUUUGAAAAGGCAGAUUCGACCAGUUUGGUGUGAUUACAGCUCUCUCGGGUGUUAAGCUGACGUUUCUCACAGCCGCCAUCUUCCAAACUCACUUCAUCCGCUCGUUAUUUAUGUCUGAGAAAAGCGUGCAGUUCAUCUCUUACCUGGCAUUCCUGAGUUUCUUCAAGUUUUUUCAAGUUGUUAUUAAACAUGUGAAGAGAUAUUUUUUAAGAAAGUGCAAUCUUAGACAUUGUUAACAAUAACAAUAAAAUAAAAAUGGUGCAACAUCAUAAAACAA